Molecule: messenger RNA, 1724 nt
Organism: Aethina tumida (small hive beetle)
Lineage: Eukaryota; Metazoa; Arthropoda; Insecta; Coleoptera; Nitidulidae
Exons: 2
Coding region: 637-1590 (317 amino acids)
Source: RefSeq, a predicted model, not a curated record
CAAAAAUAGUUAAGCGUAAAUCCCGACAAAUUAAGUAAUAAGUUUGAGUCAAUAAGUAAAGUUAAAUAUUGAAUAUUGUAGUUAACACACCUAAGAAAUUAUCAGCAACGCCCAAAAUAUGCUUCACAAUAUAAACUAACAAAAAGUAUUGCGUCUAGUGUACAAGGCUAUAUUAUUGACGCCAUAUAUGUCGCAAAGAUUUUAUGAAGGGGUGUAGAACCCUUAGCAUAAACUAGAAAAUAUAAUAAAAAAUAUGGAUUCAAAGAACAACUGAAGUUUCGAAGUAGUAACCCUUAAGUAAAAAACGAAUUAUAAAGAAAACUGAUUAAUACUAUUGUUAAAUCGGUACAAUUAGUUAAUUAGUUUAACGUGAUAAGUUUAAAAUUGUUCAGACAUUAGUUGCGAAUAUUGAGUUAUCAAGUCGACUUGCAGCUUGGAAGACGAUACGUAAUUAAUUCAUUAAUUAUUAUAUUUACAUGUAAUGUAUCUUUGUUUGUCAAAUUCUUUGGUCUCGAACCUGUAAAAUUAGACUAUAGAUAAGUGCUGUUGAAUAAUAUUCUCCCUACCUAUAUCAGCAUUUGUCAUAUUUCCUACUAUAAAAGUAGACUAAUUUCAUUAUUAGUGUCAGUGAGUGCGAUGGAGGAAAUGUGGUGGAUUCUGAUCUUAGUUUUUCUCGCGUCCACCGCGGGUGGUGAGAGUGUCGAAUCGUGCGUGGAACAUUGGAAUUCCGAAGACGAAUUCACCGAAUUCUACAACAUGGACCAAGUGAUGGUGUCCUCUUAUCACAGCAACAACGUGCCGUUCAAAUACUACGACUGCAUCGAGGAAGUAAUAAGGAAUACCGAACGCAUCCCCCGGUCGGACAACAUGGACUUGGCACUGGACACUAAGCCCUUCUUCAGCUUGGGCGAAAUGAGGGACCCGAGGAUUUUGACGAACCGCUACAAAUUGCCGCCGUACACGAACGUUAAAGUGAAGGCUGGCAGAGAGUUUUUGGCAGCUUAUAAUUCAUUGGAACCGGUGAUUACUUUGGUGGAUUUUACGAAGGAAUCGAGAAGAAAUGCGGCCGAUUUUCUUAAGAUAUUACCCAAUCUUCAUCCGAGGGGGAAGGACAUCAAUUUUGAAUUGAUGUUUUUCAAUUCGUCAGGAGUGACGGCGGUUUUAGAAACCACCGGCAACAAUCGCAGUCACUUGCUCGAUUUAUUGGAAAAAACGGAAUCGGGUCCCCAAAGUGAAUUGAUGAACAAUGGAUCGGGUGCAGCUGCGUUUUUUGCCUCACUGAACGCCGCUCAGCUUCAGUUAUCGGCUAAGGCGAUUUUGCUGUUUAUUGAUAGGAACGUGGUGGAUGAGAACAUAUCCCAUUUGUCAGGGCCGUUUAUUAAAAACAAGGGGAUAAGGGUGUAUGUAGUUUGGGGAGGAGUUUAUCCUAGUGUCAAGGAAGAGUACAAAUUGUUGAAGGACUUGUGUGAAUACACUGGAGGAAGAUUCAUAGUAGAUGUAGGUGUAAAUUUGUCUGACUUUUACCGAAGACAAUAUUUUGAGGAGGGAACUGAAGACCAAGUCGUAAGUAAAUUAUACCAGAACAAAUAAUAAAUAAACAUUUAAUUUGAUUUAGUCACUACUGCUGCAAAGGAAGAAUUUAGUGAGGUGGAACAACUUUACUUUUCCCAUUGAUUCAGCAGUAACAGCCAUACACAUCAUCAUCACUCCUAAUAUUACUGCAG